Messenger RNA from Pan troglodytes (chimpanzee), 3905 nucleotides. RefSeq names its product zinc finger protein 382 (gene ZNF382). Gene Ontology annotation, cellular component: nucleus. The record is from RefSeq and is a predicted model, not a curated record. Gene Ontology annotation, molecular function: RNA polymerase II cis-regulatory region sequence-specific DNA binding; DNA-binding transcription activator activity, RNA polymerase II-specific. Gene Ontology annotation, biological process: regulation of transcription by RNA polymerase II. The transcript has 5 exons. Bases 218 to 1870 code for a protein of 550 amino acids. NCBI's taxonomy places the organism in Eukaryota, Metazoa, Chordata, Mammalia, Primates, Hominidae.
GCAAACGGAGGGGAGCGCCAGCAGCUAGCACCGCGCGGCGCCUAACGGGCCGCCCCGGAGACUCCUGGGAGCUCAGGCCCACGCGCGAGUGCGCAGGCGCAGACGACUCACCCUGGGCCGGGGGUGAGGCUUGGACUGUUUCUUUUUCCAAAAGAGGAGCUCAAAAGAGAAAGUUCAUCUAGAAAUCUCAAAGCCAUGUCUCAGGAUGAACUAGAGUAUGCCCUUACAGGGAUCAGUGUCAUUCAAGGAUGUGACUGUGGACUUCACCCAGGAGGAGUGGCAGCAACUAGACCCUGCUCAGAAGGCGCUCUACAGGGAUGUGAUGUUGGAAAACUAUUGCCACUUCGUAUCUGUGGGGUUUCACAUGGCUAAGCCUGAUAUGAUCCGCAAGUUGGAACAAGGAGAAGAGCUAUGGACACAGAGAAUUUUUCCAAGUUACAGCUACCUAGAAGAAGAUGGGAAAACUGAAGAUGUCUUAGUGAAGUUCAAAGAAUACCAAGACAGGCAUUCUAGACCCCUCAUAUUAAUCAACCACAAAAAACUAAUUAAGGAGAGAAGUAAUAUUUAUGGUAAAACAUUUACUCUAGGCAGGAACCGUAUUUCAAAAACAAUACUAUGUGAAUAUAAACCUGAUGGAAAAGUUUUGAAAAAUAUUUCAGAACUAGUCAUUAGAAAUAUAAGCCCCAUAAAAGAGAAGUUUGGUGACAGUACUGGAUGGGAGAAAUCACUCCUCAAUACCAAGCAUGAGAAAAUUCAUCCUGCAGUGAAUCUCCAUAAACAAACAGAAAGAGUUCUCAGUGGUAAACAGGAGCUUAUUCAGCAUCAGAAGGUUCAAGCUCCAGAGCAACCAUUUGACCAUAAUGAAUGUGAAAAAUCCUUCCUGAUGAAAGGAAUGCUAUUUACACAUACUAGAGCUCACAGAGGAGAAAGAACCUUUGAAUACAAUAAAGAUGGAAUUGCCUUCAUAGAAAAGUCAAGCCUCAGUGUCCAUCCAAGUAAUCUUAUGGAAAAGAAGCCCUCUGCCUACAACAAAUAUGGGAAAUUCCUCUGCAGAAAGCCUGUUUUUAUUAUGCCUCAGAGACCUCAAACAGAAGAGAAACCCUUUCACUGUCCUUACUGUGGGAAUAACUUUAGAAGGAAGUCAUACCUCAUUGAACAUCAGCGAAUUCACACAGGUGAAAAACCUUAUGUUUGCAAUCAAUGUGGAAAGGCCUUCCGUCAGAAGACAGCCCUCACCCUUCAUGAGAAAACACAUAUAGAGGGGAAACCCUUUAUUUGUAUCGAUUGUGGGAAGUCCUUCCGCCAGAAGGCCACCCUCACUAGACAUCACAAAACACAUACGGGGGAGAAAGCCUAUGAAUGUCCUCAGUGUGGAAGUGCCUUUAGGAAGAAGUCAUACCUCAUUGAUCACCAGAGAACUCACACAGGAGAGAAACCGUAUCAGUGUAAUGAGUGUGGGAAGGCAUUUAUCCAGAAGACAACCCUCACUGUUCAUCAGAGAACUCACACAGGAGAGAAACCCUAUAUUUGCAAUGAAUGUGGGAAGUCCUUCUGCCAAAAGACAACCCUCACUCUCCACCAGAGAAUUCACACGGGGGAAAAACCCUAUAUUUGUAAUGAAUGUGGGAAGUCCUUCCGCCAGAAGGCAAUCCUCACUGUUCAUCACAGAAUACAUACAGGAGAAAAAUCCAAUGGGUGUCCUCAGUGUGGGAAAGCCUUCAGUAGGAAAUCAAACCUCAUUCGCCAUCAGAAAACUCACACAGGCGAGAAACCAUAUGAAUGUAAACAGUGUGGGAAGUUCUUCAGUUGUAAGUCAAACCUCAUUGUCCAUCAGAAAACUCACAAGGUAGAAACCACGGGAAUUCAGUAAGUAAUGUGACUUUUUUUGUAAAAAAAUGUUAAGUCAUAGUAAACCCUGUAGACGAUGUUGCUUGCAAGCGUAAUAUCCAACAGUUUAAGGUACUAUACCACAUGGUAACCUACUGUUUGCUAGCCUGUAAAACACACACACACACACACACACACACACACACACACAAAUAUUAUUAGACAAAUUACAUGACAAAAAUCAUUAAGAAGUCCAAACUUUUUUUAUUACUAGCUUCAGCAGACAAAAACUUCCUCUGUCAAGGUGUUAUAAACAUUUAAAAUCACAUUUUCCAUUUCCAUACAUAUCUUUUUGUUCAUCAGUAAUAACUAGUUGGCCAACUGACUGUGGUCCAUGGACUACACAGUGAGUAGAGGUUCUUUAAAAGAAGGAGGUAUGAACUGUAUUUCUCAUUGCAAAUACAAAAUAAAAAUUAGUUGUUACCUCCUCACAGUUGACCACGAUUCUGACUUCUAACAUUACAAAUUAGUUUUUACUAUUAUAAACAUUUCUAUAAAUUGGAUUAUAUAUCAUGUAUUCUUUCAUAUACAGCUUAUUACCUUCAUCAUGUCCGUGAGUCUAAUCAUUAGUACAUGUGGCAGAAGUUUAUUUAUUUUUAUCCAGUAUAGAAUUCAAUUAUAUGAUUAUAUCACAAUUUAUCCAUUCUACUGUUGAUGGACUUUUACAUUGUUUACAGCUUAGGGUCAUAAUAAAUCAUGCUUCUGAGAACAUACUUGUCUUGGUGUACAUACAUGUAUUUCUCUUGUGUAUAUACUUAGGAGUGGAAUCGCUGGGUCUUAGAGCAUGUGUGUAUUCAGUCAGAUACUGGCAGACAAUUCAGAACUUUCACCACAUGAGAUAAUUGACACUGAAGGGAAACAGCUAUAAAUUUUAUCAAUAUGGUGCUGGUUCAAACCAGAGAAUUCAUGCUGCAGGGAAACUCAAUCAAUGUUAUUGUGAAAACUGGUAAUGUGAAUGUAAUAUAUGUAGAAAAACAUUUAGCCACAGCCCAAAUCUUCCAGGCAAAUGUAAUAAACGUGACAUUGCCGUUAGCCACAGUAAAUGCCUUAUUUGAAAUCAAAAAGUCUACUAGAGGAGAGGCAUCCAGCAUUUCCCUUGUUCAACAUCAGAGAAUUCCAACUAGAGAAAAGUCCUGUGACUGUGUUGAAGUUAGGGCGUGGGGAGGAAUAUAGUCUUUACCUAUGGUCUGUAUCUACUGGUCAGGUACAAAUGAUGAAUAUGGAAAAGCUUAUAGCCAUCGUUCAUAUAUUAUACUACACCAGGGAAUUCACAUAGGAUGAGAACUCUUCAAAUGAAAUGAUUGUAAGAAUGACUUUAACUGUUGCUCAUUUCUUUUACACCAUCAAAGAAUUAAUACCAAAGAAAGGAAGAUUACAAGGAAACAAAUAGGUCUUGGGACUUUUUUUUUUUUUUUGAGACAGAAUCUUGCUCUGUCACCCAGGCGGGAGUGCAGUGGCAUGAUCUCGGCUCACUGCAGCCUCUGCCUCCCAGGUUCCAGUGAUUCUCCUGCCUCAGCCUCCCGGGUAGCUGAGAUUACAGGCACGCGCCACACGCACGGCUAAUUUUCGUAUUUUUAGUAGAGACACAGUUUCAUCAUGUUGGCCAGGCUGGUCCCGAACUCCUGACCUCAGGUGAUCUGCCUGCCUCGGCCUCCCAAAGUGCUAGGAUUACAAGGACUUUUAACUCUGGGGAAAGCUCUCUUUCAUGAAAGAAAUCUAGCCAUACCGAGACCAUAAUGCUAGGAAGUCUAUGUGUAGGCCCCCUGGUCAACAGCUACAGCUGAGCUCCCAGCCAUCAGCUAGCAUCAGCUGCCAACCAUGUAAGUGAGGCCUCUUGGACAUCCAGUCAAGCCUUCAGAUGACUGUGGACGCUGCUAACACCCAACUGGUACCACAAAUGAGACCUCAAGCAAGAACUGCCCAGCUGAGGCCUUCCCAAAUUCCUGGCCAACAAAAUCAUCAGGCUUUUUAACUACAAACAGUUUUAUUUUUUAUUUAAUAAAAAAGUUUUUAUUUAA